AUGCUCGCCGGGGUGGGGCUGCUGUUGAACAGAUUCGUCCGCGCCAAAAUCGUGGAGUGGCGCGAGCGGAGGUUUAAGAGGCGGCUCGCGGAGGCGGAGAAGGCGCGGCGGGAGCGCGAGGGCGGCGGCGGCGCGGACGGCGGCGCGACGGUUGACGAUCCGUCUUCCACUUCCUCGCGAGGCGGCGGCGGCGGCGGCGGCGGCGGCGGCGGCGGCGAGCGCGCGCCCGGGGAGACGUGCGUCGUGUGCUUAUACGAAGCCGCGUCCGUGGUGUACAAGGAAUGCGGGCAUUUAGUGUGCUGCGAGCUGUGCGCGCGGCGGAUGACGCGGUGCCCGCUGUGUCGUCGGAAGAGCGCGUGGAUGAAGGUGUUCAGGGCGGGGGGGUGA
This is a messenger RNA of Micromonas pusilla CCMP1545, 387 nucleotides long. RefSeq lists its product as uncharacterized. The transcript has a single exon. Lineage: Eukaryota; Viridiplantae; Chlorophyta; Mamiellophyceae; Mamiellales; Mamiellaceae. The record is from RefSeq and is a predicted model, not a curated record. The coding region runs from base 1 to 387 and encodes 128 amino acids.